AUGCCUCCCGUACCCCCUCAGCGUAGACACUUGUCCUAUGAAGACCCGUCGCUUUCAGACGAAGAUGUCGGCCUUCUCUAUCAAGUUAUCACCCGCGCUGAGCGAGACUCAGAGGUGGAGCGCCUUCCAUACAGAGUGCUAUUCAGAGCGUACGAUGAAGUCAUCGCAGAACAUGGCGUGGAUCCAGACCCACGCUAUGCCUGCUUGCGCUUCUUACUCAAGAUGGGGAGCAAGAAUAUCUUAGGCGAUUCCCUCUUUGAGAAAUUCGAGAACCUACUUGAACGGAUGGGAAUAGUCAUUGAAUUUGGUGAAGACGAAGAUGAAGGCAAUGACACUUAUGCGGACAGUGUGCCUUCAACAGAUGGCCGGCUCAAAGCGAAGGUCGAUCGCGACACCACUUAUAGAGAAAGCACUACACAGCCCACCCCAAGGAGGCGAGCAUCGUUCAAUUCCAUGUAUGAUGUUGGUGAUGACCCUACGCAAAGGAGUUUCGCCAAUCGCCCAAGUUCGCGCUCUUCCUUGUCCCGCCUGCCAAUGGACAAACCCGAAUUCUCUAGUACCAAGCCGUCACCAAAGCGCGCACUCUCGAAGCAGGCUGAUUCAACUGACAGAGCUCAGCUGAUUGCACAGUUUCUAGAUGUUGGACGCCGCCUUAUGAAUAAAAUGGAUCUUUUGGAUAAAGAUACGGAUAGGCGAAAUACCGAAGAUCAUGUCUCUAAUGGAGUGCAUGCUAGGUCUGCUGUUGAUCGAGAUCGCUCAAAGAGGAUAGCCAAAGCCUCCCGGUCGCGUACACGACACUCAUUAAGCUCAGAAGGCUCUGAUGGAGAUACAGAGAGUUCAUCCGUAUCGGCUGAAGGUGACGACUCUGUAGAGAAGCCCGAAGUUCCGCCGGAAUUGCUGUAUAGACCAUCGCUCUCCGAUUUGCUACGCGAUGCGUCAACAUUUAACAUGUAUCGUCAACGUGCUAUUAACCGGCGGCUACUUACACAAUGGUUGAAGAAAGCCAUCCAAACUCGACAAAGCCAUCAGCAUAUGGAAGUGGUUGCCAUCAAUCGCGACAGAGGCACGCUUCUUCGUCAAGCUUUCGAGACAUGGCAUUCAAUCAUUAAAACACAACGGCGAGCAGCACAAACCGACCGCUUUUUUAAACAUCUAGAGGAGCGCGCUUCCCGGGCCCGCGAUCUCUACCUCGUGACUAAAGCUUUUACCCACUGGGCGCAGGUCGCUUCGGAAGAAGUAGCAAGAACUUCUGCAGCGCGAAAACAUGUUUUAAGUGUUAAAUACUUCAACGCCUGGCGCGAAAUAACAGCUGUUAACGAGUUGAAAGCCCAGAGAUUCGCAUUACGGCGACCAUUCAAUAUCUGGAAGAGGAAGGUCGAUCAUAUAAGGGAGUCGGAGAAAGAGGUGACUGUUGCCUAUGACAAGAAACUAUUACACGGCAUGUAUUGGAGAUGGUUCUGGUCUUUCUGCGAACGGCGUGCUCCCCAAUGGUAUGACUACUGCCUCAAGAGGCGGUCGUUGUUGUAUUGGCUGCGGAAGUUCCGAACAAACAGAGAGCGCAAUCAUGAGAUAGAAGUCAAGAGCAAACAUCUGGCUCUUAGUUCAGCGUGGCAAGUGUGGUCCCGAAGGUCUAAAGCGAUCGCUGCUGGCAAACAGGAGGUAGCAAUCAAGCAGCGUCAACACCUUCUACAUAAAACUCUUGGAGAAUGGAAAAUCCAAUCCCAUCUUGCCCCUGCCGCUUCUCGUGUGUCUGGCAUGGUUGAUCGACGAAUCCUCCAAACCGCAUAUGUUCAGUGGAUAAAGCGGAUCCGAAUGCUGCAGCACGCAAGAGAAAUGAACCGUCUGAGAAUCCUACGUAACUCGUGGACAACUUGGAAUGACCUGCUUCGCUGUCAGGCCCUCAGUGCGCGGAUUGAAGAACGGCUGAAAAUCGAAACGAUGUAUAAAUGGAUAUUGGCGGAGAGAUUCUCUCUUAUGCAGCGGAUUCGAGAUCAACGGAUCACGCGCGAGGUGUUCUCCAGAUUUGUAACCAAUGUCCGUCGAACCUACACUCGUCUACUUGACCAUGCCGAAGUACACGAAGAUCGCCGGAAUGAAGAGCUGUUAAAGGCCAAGCUAAUCUGUUGGCGCAAUCAGUUCGCGCUUCAGCGUCACCGAGAAUUCGUUGCCUUUGAAUUCUAUGCACCACGACUGCUUCAAGAGUCGCUGAUAGCCUGGCGAUCGAAAUCACAGCACGCGGUCAAACUCGAAGGAUGGGCUAGCAAUGCGCAGUUCUACUUUACGGCUACGAAGACACUGAAAAAGUGGCAUGCAGCAACAUUGGAGUCCUCUAAGCGGCGCCGCCAAGCAGCUUAUGCGACGACACGAAGAAAGAUCAAGAUGAACCUUGCUGCGAACGCUCUGGAAAACUGGCGCGCGAGGGCCCAUGAUGUAUUCGAUAUGGAUCAACAGGCCUUGCAAUUUAGCCGAAGAAAAUCACUGAGCAUUGUGGCUGAACUCCUGCAACGAUGGCAUGACCAAACUGCAAAGCGAACUCAAGAUAAUCAUGAAGCUGAAGUCUACCAUUCGCGAAGAGUCGCUUACGACCAGUUGAUACGAUUAGCAGAGGCCUUAUUGGAAUGCCACCGUCUAAAUCAGCAAGCAGAUAGUAUGUAUCGCGUACAUAUCUUGGGGCAGGCAAACGUUUGCCUGCGCAGGCUUAGUCUCCGUGUCUUCCAAAUCAGAAGCACCAAUGAGACAGCGGAGGCCAUGAAAGAGAGGAAUUUGAGACGGCAUUCAAGAAGUAUGUUCCGCCACUGGUUGGAGAAGUUGAGAAUGAACCUUGAGGCUCGGGAUUCUUCGAGGCCUCUCGUUACCCCUGCACGAAACUUCGACGGCCCAGCUGGGAACCUUAGAACAAAUCGAUCUGUAUUCGACCCUUGGUAUCAAACCGAGACACCUUUCAAAUCCAACGACUUUAUUGCGGAUACCCAGAAUGUCUCGACAACUCCAUUGACCACCCCUAACUACCUGACCUCGCCAUCCAAGCGGGCCGUACGGGCAAGGGCACUCGCACAGGUCUCUACGACUCCUGCGACACCAUUAUACACGCCGUUCGCCAGUCGACUUUUGCGUGCAGGAGCUACGGCACCAAGAUCUGGCUCCCACCCACGGACCCGCAACGGUCGGGGCAGUUCUCUGGGCACGAGCGUUCGGUUCGUGGACCAGGAGCCAGAAUCACCUACGGACGCUAGAAGGUCCGCCAACCGACGAAUCUAG
Molecule: messenger RNA, 3258 nt
Organism: Aspergillus bombycis
Lineage: Eukaryota; Fungi; Ascomycota; Eurotiomycetes; Eurotiales; Aspergillaceae
Product: Sfi1 family protein
Exons: 2
Coding region: 1-3258 (1085 amino acids)
Source: RefSeq, a predicted model, not a curated record